Penaeus indicus is the source of this 3079-nucleotide messenger RNA. RefSeq names its product N-acetyl-D-glucosamine kinase-like. Lineage: Eukaryota; Metazoa; Arthropoda; Malacostraca; Decapoda; Penaeidae. The record is from RefSeq and is a predicted model, not a curated record. The coding region runs from base 95 to 1759 and encodes 554 amino acids. The transcript is spliced from 10 exons. Gene Ontology annotation, molecular function: N-acetylglucosamine kinase activity.
CCUACACUUUUGUGGCCGCUUCUGCCAAUGUUCAGUCUGACACUUACCACACCAAGAGAAGGCAGUAACCCGAUUUCGUUCUUUGACGUUCACAAUGGUCAAUGCAAAACUUAUCUUCGGUGGGAUCGAAGGGGGCGGCACCCACUCCUGGAUCGUGCUGAUGGACGGGCGGGGCGAGAAAGUGGCCGAGCUCGAGGGUCCCUCCACCAACCACUGGUUGAUCGGCAUGAGUGAGUGCCAGGCCCGCAUCAAGCAGCUGGUGGACGAUGCCAAGCAGAUGGCCGGCCUGCCCCAGGACACCACCCUCGAGGGCCUGGGUCUCUGUCUGAGUGGCUGUGAGGACGAGGAAGGCAACCGUGACAUGGCAGCUGCACUCAUGAAGCGUUACCCUGUCCUUGCCCGCCACGUGAUUGUUUCUUCUGACACCAAGGGUUCCAUUGCAACUGCUUGUCAGAAUGGUGGUAUUGUCCUUAUUAGUGGCACAGGAAGCAACGCACUUCUCCUAAACCCUGAUGGCAAGACUUAUCGCUGUGGAGGCUGGGGUCACCUCCUUGGUGAUGAAGGAGGAGCUUACUGGAUUGCUGCUAGAGCUGUCAAGUUGUUGUUUGAUGAGGACGACAACCUGAUUGACCCACCAUUUAACACCGCCCAACUACGAGACAUUGUAUACACUCACUUUGAACUGAAAGACAGAGGUAACCUCUACUCAGCCCCCUUCUCGCACUGUACCUCUCACUACAAACCAGGCAGGCCAAUGCUUGGUCAGGCCACAAAUAAGGAUUUUGCUACCUUGUGUAAGCAAACAGCAUAUGAGGAACGCAUCCAAAUAGACAGAUUUGGCAUGCUGCAGCACUGUUAUCAGUCCUUUGAGAAGGCAAAGUUUGCUAGUCUGACAGCCAAGAUCAGUCAGGGAGCCUCCAAUGGUGAUGCUAUGUGUGCACGCAUUCUCUAUGAUGCUGGUUUUGCUCUCGGCCGUCACAUUGCUGCUUUGUCAAGGAACAUUCAUGAGGCACUUUUGUUCACAGAAGACGGUCUUCAGAUUGUGUGUUCAGGGUCAGUGUGGAAGGCCUGGGAACACCUCCGGCCAGGAUUUGUGGAUGGGAUCAAUCCUCGAUGUGAAAAGGACAGGGCCAUUCCCAAGUACACGCUGCUCAGACUUGCGGUAACAAGUGCUCUUGGUGCAAUCUACCUGGGAGCUUCAGUAGCAAAGUAUGAUCUGCCACGUGACUACGGAAAGAAUGCCCGAGCCUUCUUCACACACAUCCAGCCCGAAUCCCUCGGAGCCACCAAGGUCGCUACUCCUAAAUUACAGAUGAAGUUCCCCAAGAGCCUCACACCCAAGACACAGCCUAAGUUCCCACACAACCACACAGAGGGCAUCCAACAAGAAAAUGAUCUUGAGAAUGGCCACUCAAAUGGUCAUGCUAAUGGCCACUCAAAUGGUCAUGCUAAUGGUCAUUCAAAUGGUCAUGCUAAUGGUCAUUCAAAUGGUCAUGCUAAUGGCCAUUCAAAUGGUCAUGCUAAUGGCCACUCAAAUGGUCAUUCUAAUGGCCAUUCUAAUGGUCAUACUAAUGGCCAUUCUAAUGGUCAUGCUAAUGGCCACUCUAAUGGUCAUACUAAUGGUCACUCUAAUGGCCAUUCCAAUGGGCAUUCCAAUGGUUUUGCCAAUGGUCACCAGAAUGGCCAUGCCAAUGGACAUUCCAAUGGCAUUUUCACCCUGGCAGCAGAGGGAAGCCUUGUAGACAGCACGAGCCGCUAGAGUGUGAAUGACAACAUUCUGAGAAUUUGUUUCUCCAGAGUAGGACUUGCAGGAAUAAACAAACAUAACCUCAUUAGCAACCACACAUUACCUUUCAAGGUAGACAGCCUUGACCCUUGUUGUGUUUGCCCAAUUUUUUACUGCAGUUUUGAAACCAGUAUACAGUACUUCAUAUAAUGUGCCAUUAAAGUCAUUAUAUCAAGCUAAAAGGUAAAAAAAUAAUAAUUUUGGGAUAUAGAAGUUGGUUAUCUAUGUAUACUGUGUGUUUUUUAUGGUAUGAAGCCUAUAAGCAGUUGGGUGUACCAUUUUCAUGGAGGGAACUUUCCACAAAUAUUGUUAUUCAUUCUUAUGAAUGGCAUUGUGCUUCAGCUAUGUAAUUUUACAUAGCUUGAAAUACAUUUUGGGCCUUGCCCAUCAAAGUUAUUUAUUUAAAAGGAAAAUAUUUUAGGUGAAUGUAAAUAAUUCCAAAAUAUUUAAUAUUAUUUUGAUAGAUUUUAUGAGAAAAAGACACCAUAAUUGUUAAUGAAAAUGUUGCUUAUAGUAUGAAAAUAUAUUUUGAAAUGGCUCAUUCUAAUUGCCUUGAAUGAAAUGUUGAUACACAUUGCUCAGGAUUUAUAUGCAGGAUGGUUGUCCUUUACCUAAUUAAAGGAUAAGUACUAGAGAGUUCUCUACUUAUGGCCUGCUUAGUUUUGGACAUAUUUCGUGUUUGUUCUACAUUUAACAUACACAUACCUGAAUGUACCCAUCAUUUGCAUACAGACAAGGCAAUCAUGCUUCCAUCUACACAUCCAUUUCAUCUUUGAAUGUACUUUCAUAUACUGAGGUAUGAGUCUGUGAUGUGAAAUGUCAAAAUUUCAGUUACUCUUUUCCUUGAAUAAUUCAUAAUAUACAUUAAUUUAAAAAAGAUGCUUACGAUGAAAAUCAGUAAGAUGUCACUAUUUUGCUCAUGAUGUUGUUUAGGAAAAGAUUGAGGCAAAAUCAUUUCAUUCAUUAUGAUGAUCUUAAACUUUGUGUGCUGGGUCUGAAGAAUCAGAUCUGACAGAUUAGCUUCAUGAAGUUCAGUAUUGCGUCUUUCUAUGUACGGUCAGAUGCAGCUCUCCUCUGCCUUGCUUCCAAUGCAAGCACUCUGACCAACUUGGUUGGAGAGUCAGUUCUAGAGCAUCAACAAUGUGCUUUUUUACUUCCAGAGAAUUAUGUAUUUCUAGUAUUCAGUGGUAUAAAAAAUAUUUGUAUUGUAAACAGAAUAUAAUCUAUUCAGCUGCUGCCAACACUGCACUCUUAUGUUUGUCAGUUUUUACUUGAAAUAAAUAUUUUGCUAAA